AUGCGCGUUUCAGGUGACAGCAAGACUUUAAUCAGUCCUGGAAUUUAUCACUGGAGAGAUGGUGGUGAGCGACACAUCAAUGAACCUGAAAAUAUCGCAAAAUUACAGGCCGCUACAAAACUAAAUGACCCGAAGACGUUCCAUGAAUAUUCGACGGCAUCAAAUUUGUCGCAGCGUAUGUGCACGCUUCGUGGCCAGUUGGAGAUAAAAACGAGUAAGAAGUUGAAAAUACCGCUUUCAGAAGUGGAGCCUGCCUCAGAGAUCGUCAAACGAUUCGUUACUGGCGCGAUGUCAUUUGGGAGCAUUUCGUGGGAAGCGCACACUACGCUGGCUAUCGCGAUGAACCGAAUUGGUGGCAAGUCAAAUACCGGUGAGGGCGGUGAAAAAGCGGAACGCUAUCGAAAUGAUCAGCCAAAAGAGCGUAACUUACGAUCAGCGAUCAAGCAGAUAGCAUCAGCUCGGUUCGGUGUGAAUAGCGCAUAUUUGGCAAAUGCGGACGAAUUACAAAUUAAGAUUGCACAAGGUGCCAAACCAGGUGAAGGCGGCGAGCUGCCAGGCCACAAAGUUAGCGUGGAAAUAGCAGCCACACGUAAGUCAACUCCAGGCGUCGGCCUUAUUUCACCUCCUCCACACCACGAUAUUUACAGUAUUGAGGACCUGGCGCAACUCAUUUACGACCUGAAGUGCGCAAAUCCGUUAGCACGCAUUAGCGUGAAACUGGUUUCGGAAGCUGGCGUUGGGAUUAUUGCUGCUGGCGUUGCAAAAGGCAAGGCUGAUCAUAUCACCAUUUCGGGACACGAUGGUGGCACUGGAGCCUCCAGGUAUUAUUUAGUUCUUUCCACUCCAUUAUCCAUAAUUUUUAUUGAUUGCAGAUGA
This is a messenger RNA of Gongylonema pulchrum, 876 nucleotides long. Lineage: Eukaryota; Metazoa; Nematoda; Chromadorea; Rhabditida; Gongylonematidae. The record is from the annotation of a GenBank genome assembly.